Messenger RNA from Ogataea haglerorum, 4992 nucleotides. RefSeq lists its product as uncharacterized. Gene Ontology annotation, cellular component: membrane. NCBI's taxonomy places the organism in Eukaryota, Fungi, Ascomycota, Pichiomycetes, Pichiales, Pichiaceae. Gene Ontology annotation, molecular function: guanyl-nucleotide exchange factor activity; GTPase activator activity. The record is from RefSeq and is a predicted model, not a curated record. The transcript has a single exon. The coding region runs from base 1 to 4992 and encodes 1663 amino acids. Gene Ontology annotation, biological process: positive regulation of GTPase activity; small GTPase-mediated signal transduction.
AUGAAGAAGCUUUUGUCGCGGAAAGACAAGCGCCGCAGCCUGAUAUCGCCACCGCCGGUCAGCUCGGGCGGCUCCGCCACGCUGGCAGACGCGCACGAGCCGCGCCACGACGACGACCGCUCCGAAUCGACGCUGGAUCUCAGCAGCAGAUCCGGCACAAGGACGGCCACGCUGGAGGCCACCAAACGCAACCUGCUGAAGGGGCUGUCCAGCAAGCGGUCGACAGCCUCGCUGGCACCGAGCGGCGUGCAGAACCUCGUCGACCCCAGCUGGGACAACGAGACGCUCAAGGUCGGCUGGCUCAACAAGGUCGCCGACGCAGACGACGCGGACGACAUGCGCCUGUGUCGCGCAGAGGUGAAGGGCUCGACGUUGCUGGUGUACCGGCCGCCGGCCGAGCUGAGCGACGUGAAAUGCUUCGACCUGGAAAAGAAGAGUAGCGCGCGCGCGGCCGGCGACGUCGCUCCCCAGGGCAGGGUGGUGCCAGGCGUGGACGAGGAGCAGCCGUUUUCCGAGGAGCGCGGCCGGUCCCUGAAAGCCGCGCCGCAGAUCAAUUUGCCGAGCGACUUUGCCGGGUCGCAGCUGAGCAUCGCGACCUCGCUGUCGUCGCUCAAUGUCAAACUGGACUACCCGUCGGUCAGGUACCCGCACCCCGAUCUCAAGCUGGAGGACGAGACGGGCGAGAUCGUCGACGGCACCGUGGAGGCGCUGUGCCACGCGGUGAUCUUCAAUCCUAACAGCAAGGUGAGCAAGCAGCUGGUGCAGAUUCUGCCGCUGGUGGAAAAUGUGGCCACCGCUUUGCAGUAUUUCCAUAAAUAUAGCGAGCUGAUGGAACAAACAGAAAAAAAUAGCUCCAACAAAUACCUGAUGGACCACAACAACAGGAUGGUCGUUUGGGCCAGCAGACUGUACCUGGUGGUGGACACGAUCCGCGAGAGCUUUCCGGGGCUCUUGCUCGACGAGGAGGUGCUCAAGGGCAUCUGGAACCUGCUGGUGUGCGUAGACAGGUACAGGGACUGCGACAGCCUGAAAAUCGCGAUCCACCAGCAGCGGCAGCAGCUGGCGAAGCUGCUGCCGUCGGGCGCGGGCAAGCUGAGCGAUCUGAGUGCAGACGUGUUUCUGGAGACCAGGGUGGACGUGCUGGCCGCCGAGAUCGACGCCCUGCACGUGCGGUACGCGGCCGCGUGGGGGCCUGGCAACGACCCGUCGCUGCUGUACGAGACCGCGAUGGACAACCACGCGCACUUGCGCGCCAAUCCGCUAAUCUUCACGCUCCCGGACGAUCUGCACUACCUCGCGAGGUUGCUGUGCUACCACCUGUUCGACGACCCGCACGUGACUACCCCCACGCAACGCGCGCAAAUACUGGGCAAGUGGAUUCAGCUGGGGGACACGUUGAGCAACAUGGGCGACAUGGUCGGCUACCUGGCAAUCGCGACCGUGGUGUGCUCGAUGCCCGUGCUGCGGCUCGCCCGCACCUGGGACCACGUCUUGCCCGAGUACGUCCAGCUCGUGAAUUCCAAGUGGGCGCCCGUGGUGUUCGAGCUGGACCGGCGCUCGAUUGUGAGCUCUGCGAGCCACCGCGCGUCGUACCACGUUUUAGCGCCGCAGGGCAUUGGCCGCAGCUACGCGCGCGAGAACGUUGUGCCGUAUUUUGGCGAUCUGCUCGUGAGAAAGGCCUCGUGUGCGCUGCGCGACCACGAGCGCCAUGUUGCGCGCGUGCGCGCGUUGUUUGCCAAGUGGAAGCAGUUUCUUGCCGGCGUGCAGAACGAGCCUGGAUUGGCCAGAAAGCGCGCGCAGGUCGGGUCGCUGGACGCGGGCGUCGCGAGCCGGCUUGCAAAGGUGCUGCAGUGCCACGUGCGUGGGCUGCCGCUUUCGCUGCCCGCGCUGAUGGACCAGUCGUUGCGCGUGGAGCCGGCGUACGCGGGCCAGUUCCACCAGAUGCACGACACGUCGCGCAGCCCGCUGUUUCUGGGCUCCUACGCGCCGCUGCUGUUCCCCGAGACGCUCGAGCGGGACCGCAUCUUUGACCGCGGCUCGCUGCUGGGCGCGAUCGGCGGCGGCGACAGCGCACGGCUCGCGCCCAGCAGCACACUCGCCGCGACCGACGAUGACGAGCUUAGAAAAGUCAGCCGCAACCAGUUUGUCAAGACGGUGCGCGACGUGUUCAACGUCGACUCGCACGACUUCCACGUCGACGACACCAUCGUGUUCAAGACGAACGACGCGCGCGGCGUGCAGCAAAAAUCGCGGCCGCCCAGUACGCUGCUUGGCGAGAGCGCAAGCGUGAAACGCUACAGCAGCUACUCGUCCAACAGUUUCAGCUUGGAUGAGUAUUUCAACACGUAUCAGGCAUACGCGGAGGGCCGCGAGAAGGAGAGCGAGAAGGUGAGCGCAGAGAUUCUGACCAAGGCGGCGACGCUGGACCGGCUGCUGGAUCUGCUGGUCCUGACGUAUUCUACGUUUGGCGCGCGGAUCGCCGAAGCGGACAUCAAGCGUUUUGUCGGUAGCGCGCCGGCGGACCGCGUGGAGCUCAAGAUGAACAACGGCGUGUUUACAAUGACGUUUUUUGCCGUGUACCGCGGGUUCUGCUCCACCACAAGGUUGCUGCAGGGACUGAAAAAAAGAUUUAUCGGGGCAAAGGCGGCGGCGCGGUCGCUCGCGGAGGGCAGCGAGCCCGACUGGGACGUAGAGUUCGCGGGCGAGUUUGCAGACACCAACUGGCGCUACGUGGGGCAGAUCCAGCUCGGCGUGCUCGAAACACUGCAAAUUCUCGUGGAGAACUGCUACCACCAUUUUACAGACAGUCUGGAAAAUAAAACCAUUUUCGACUCGCUGCUGCGCUACGUCGACAACGAGACGAUCGUCCAGUGGACGAAGGUGCUGCUGUGGAUGGAGGCCGACGGGUCGCUGGACGAAGAGUACAUCCAGCAGGUGCGCGAACUGUACGGCUCGCUGACGGCGACGUACAAAAAGAUGCGCAAAACGUACGUGCGGAAGUCGUAUCGGCCGAUCCUGAACCGCCGCGUGCCGGCUUUCACCACAGAGCUGACGAUCGUGCCCGCCGACCGGCUGCUGCCGCGCUCCAAGGACAUUGCAGCCGUCGAGAAGUUCGUCCUCGACCUCGACGCGACGAUCGGCGCGCUGUAUGGACUGUCGACGCUCGACGACUGGAUCGCCGCGUUCGAGAUUCUGGAGAUACACGCGUGCGCCGGCCCGCUCAGCCUGUCGCAGUACGACGCGCAGCCGGCAGACGUGCCCGACGCAGAACUCGUCGUCACCAACGUCUACUGCUGGCUCGCCACAGUAAAAGACGCCAGCGGCGAGUACGUGGUGAACAAAUUUCCUGCCCCCGUGCGGAGCCUGUUCGAAUUCUACUUCCGGCUCAAAACGUACUUUGCCGCACAAAUCCUCGACCCGAACCUGGCCCAGCCAGAACGAGUCGACCGAAUGCGUGUGGCAGUGCUGAUGCUCGGCAAGACGCGCUCGGCCGAGGCUCUGCGCGUGCCAGGUAUGCUAGAAAGCUGCCUCACAGACGUGAUUUUGUCGCCCGAGUCCCGCAGAUACGCGGACUGUUGGCGCAAGCUCGCCAAAACCGACACGCUGGACUCUUUGGAGCAGCUGAUCCCGCAAACCUCCAAGGUAAAAGUGCUGCCCUGUCCCGGCUGGCUCGCGGAGCGCAUGCUGGAGAUUGCGUGCUUCAUUCCAAACAAGGCGGUGGAAAACACCAACCUGAUCAACUUCGACAAGCGCAGGUUCGCCUACAACUGUGUCUCCAACAUUCUGGACCUCGUGCCGCACACCCCAGCCCUGCCCGAGGACACGCCGUUUGCGUUCCUGUUCUCGUGCAGUUGCGCCCAACCGGCGCUGCGCGAGUUGCCCGAGGCGGGCAACACGGUUUUCGGGCACCAUCUGCAACAGCAGCGGCAGCUGCUGCUGAUCGAGACGGCACGCCGACGACUGCUGGUCCGGCAACUGCAGAAGUGGACUGCUCCCCAGGAGCCCUACAGGGACUACAGGCGGGAGAGCGUGCGCGUGUCGCGCAGCAUCCCGAUGCGGCCAGCCGGUAGCAGCGGGAGUUCCAUGUUCAAGCUGGGCGGGCUGCUCAAGAACCGUGCGUUCGGCAUCAGCAUGGGCCACGGCGAGCGCGUUGUGGGCGUCGACGACCUUGGCGUUGCGGACGACUACGUGGACCCCAAGCAGCGUCCCGUGAUUUCGGUCAACUUGCGCGACUACACCAUUUUCCCCGUCUACCAGUCACCUUGCUCGUUCAAACUGAGUAGCGCUACGCAGGAGCUCAUUUUCCAGGCAGUGUCAGACGUCGAGAAGGACGACUGGCUGUACCAGAUCAAUUUUGCGCGCAAGCACUGGUACUGGUCGCGCACGGUCAACAAGUACACGCACCAUAACUUUGUGUUUGGCGUGCCUUUGGACUACGUGUGCGAGCGCGAGGGCCGCCAGAUGCCGGCGAUAAUCGAGAAAAUGAUGAGCGAGAUCGAGUUUCGGGGCCUGGAAGAAACGGGGCUGUAUCGUAAGUCUGCGUCGGUGAGCGUGCUGAACGAGAUCCGCGACGCGAUCAAUCUCCACGGCGACCUCAACAUGGAGGACCAGCUGGUUUUCGAUGUUCAUAACUUGACGGGAGUUAUAAAGAUGUUUUUCAGAGAGCUGCCGGAACCGUUGAUACUGGAUACCAUUAUCCCCGAAUUCGACAAAAUCAGGCAGCUGGCGCAGUCGGAGGAGCGUUUUGACCACUACAAGCUGAUCUUCGACAAGUUACCGGCGCCGAACAGAACGUUACUAGCGCGGUUUGUGAAGCAUCUGAAAAUGGUGGACGAGUAUAACCAGCAUAACAAGAUGCCGGCAUCAAACCUUGCCAAAGUUAUGGGUGGGUUAUUUAUCGAAGGAUGUCGCCCAGAAAAUAACAAAUACUUCAGCCUCAUGACGUUUGCGUGCGAAGACCUCAUUGUCCACUACGACCAGGUCUGGACAUAA